AUGUACAUCAUGCCUCUGUACUUGGUGGUAUCCUCGCCCAACGUCAUACUGAUCCUGUGGUACACCGUUGUUAAGUGUGAUUCCAGUUUUGCUGUAUUCGGCUCCAAGUUCAGAAAGCUCGGUCCGGUUGCAAUGUUUAAGGAGGUUUGGGGUAGUGUAGAUUUCUUCGACUCGUUUGUCUACAUCUUCGUCAUCUCCUACUGCACUCUUCAGGUCAUUUUGAUGAAAACACUUCCCGGCAAAAAGUUCACAGGACCAGUAACCAGUCGCAACAAUGUACCUUUGUACUAUGACAACGGCUUCAAGUGUUAUGUUGUCACUAUGUUCAUUUACACCGCUAUCUCCAUCUUUCUCUACAAAUUCACGAAAUACAGAGUUACUAUUUUUUACGAUCAUUUUGGAAACUUUUUAGGCAUUAUGACUUGCGUCAGUUUGGUGUUGUGUCUUUUUCUCUACUGGAAGGGUCUUAAGUAUCCCAGUUCCUCUGAUUCAGGGACCACUGGAAAUUUUUUGUUUGAUUAUUAUUGGGGUACUGAGUUGUAUCCCAGGAUAUUCGAGAUUGAUGUAAAGGUCUUCACGAACUGCAGAUUCGGCAUGACGAUGUGGAGUUUACUGGUGGUCACGUUCGCCCUCAAGAACUACGAACUCUACGGCUUUGUAGACAGCGUGUGGCUGUCGACGGCGCUGCAGACGAUCUAUUUUGUGAAAUUUUUUUGGUGGGAGUCUGGAUACCUGAGCACUAUCGACAUUAUGAUGGAUAGAGCCGGGUUCUACAUAUGCUGGGGCUGUCUGGCCUACAUUUCUGGACUCUAUGCUUCAUUGAGCCUGCAUCUGGCGACACAUAGAGUUAUCCUUGGAUGGACGCUCACUUCUUUAAUCUUCGCCAUUGGACUGACGAGCAUCGGCGUCAACUAUUGGGCGGAUUAUCAGAAGCAGGAGGUGAGGCGUACAAAUGGGGCCUGCCUAAUCUGGGGGAAAAAGGCUGACGUCAUCAGGGCUUACUACGAGCUCGAGGAUGAAAAUAAAACCGUCAAAACUUCUCUGUUGUUGGUCUCAGGUUUCUGGGGCAUUUCUCGCCAUUUUCACUAUCUCCCAGAACUUUUGCUCGCGCUUUGCUGGUCUGUCCCUGCCGGAUUUCAACGAGCCAUGCCUUACUCCUACCUCUUCUUCCUCACCAUACUUCUCGUUCACCGCACCUUCAGAGAUGAUACGAAAUGUAGGAAGAAGUACAAAGUCUACUGGGAGCAGUACUGCAACAAAGUACCCUACAAAAUGAUCCCAGGAAUCUUUUAA
Molecule: messenger RNA, 1293 nt
Organism: Helobdella robusta
Lineage: Eukaryota; Metazoa; Annelida; Clitellata; Rhynchobdellida; Glossiphoniidae
Exons: 4
Coding region: 1-1293 (430 amino acids)
Biological process (GO): cholesterol biosynthetic process; brassinosteroid biosynthetic process
Cellular component (GO): endoplasmic reticulum membrane
Molecular function (GO): 7-dehydrocholesterol reductase activity
Source: RefSeq, a predicted model, not a curated record